Molecule: messenger RNA, 2316 nt
Organism: Heterobilharzia americana
Lineage: Eukaryota; Metazoa; Platyhelminthes; Trematoda; Strigeidida; Schistosomatidae
Source: the annotation of a GenBank genome assembly
AUGUUUGGAUACAUAUAUCUAAUUUAUAGUUGCUUUCUAAUAAACUUUUCAUUUACUUUAUUGACUGUAAACGAGUAUGUUGCUGAUGAUGGUGAUGAUGAUGAUUACCUUGGAGAGUAUCAAGAUAUCGGUAAUAAUACAUGUCAGUCAUUACAGACGAGAUGCUUCUGUGAUGAGUUAUGCAUGAAUGAAUCAGACUGUUGUUCAGAUUAUCCAUUGUUAAAUAACAGUUUGUUAACGGAUGGCAAAAGACAUGAAAUUGUAGAAACAACAUGUAUUCCAAGUACACAUAAAGUAACAGAUGAACCAAGUGGCGAAAGAAAAAAGAAAGAUGAAGAGCUUCAACAAAUCUAUGCUGUUGCAGAUUGUCCAUUGAACACACCAAACAGUUUAGCUCAUCGAUGUAAUCGUUCCAAAGAAAUUGAACUACAUUUUGAUAAUGUAUCUAUUAACAGUGGAUACGACUGGAGUACAUCAGUCACUGAGCAUAUAUCUGGUCUUAUAUCAAAUACAAUUCCAUUUCAUAUAAAAAAAUCAGAUAUACGUGUUAUUGCUCCGGUGGUUUCAGUAAAAACUGGUCGUGUAUACGCGAAUAUUGAUUGUGCUCAAUGUCAUGGUGAGCUGAAAAUUAUACCCGGUGAAGAUUUCAAUGAUUACAUACGAAGAAAUUUGAAAUUUUAUACAGUAAAAUUUCUUUGUCGUCUAUCCUACAAAGAUCAAAGAAUUUGCCUUGUUAGCUCAACAUUACCACCAAGUUUGUCAAGGCCUUGUGGAGUAUCGGUUCAAUAUUAUAACAUCCCAUCAAAUGUGUUGAGACAUCGUAUAAAAUGGCAUGAAUUCUUAGCUGUACCAGAAAAGUAUUUAGGUUUCGAAAUAAGUGAAGAGAAGAAGGAAGAGCAGACAACAUUGAAAACGGUUGAAUCUAUCUUGGAUGUUCUUCAAGUGAUUAUCUGUAUCUUUUCAGCUCUAUGCCUUUGUGUAUUGUUGAUAAUCCAUGGUAAGACAAAAUCAUUAAAUCAGCGUGUAUCAAAUCAACUGAUAAUGGGUUUAGCUUCGUCUAUUCUCGGCUUAUUAUUGGUAUAUUUAACAUUGCCUCUAGUAGUUGGACAAAUUAAUGUAUCGAAUCGUUGUAUCUGUGUGACAAUAGCAAUCUUGAUACAUUAUUUCUUCUUAUGUAGUUUUACAUGGAUGUCAACAUUUGGCAUAAGUCUUAUGAACACAUUCGGAGGAACUCAUAUAUUUCAUCUAUGCUUCUCAUAUAUAAAACUGAGAUUAACAAAAUCAGAAAACCGAAAAGAUUCAUUAAAUCGAACAUUUGUUUCUAGUGCUAUGCAAAGUAUGGUUAUUCAGUCAACAAAACGCAACUCGUCUACUUCACCAAAAGCUAUCAUAUUGUUUUCAUUGCUGGCAACAAGUCUACCACUUUGUUUUGUUAUACCUGCUGUAAUCAUCAAUGAAAAAGUUUAUCCAAAUGAGUGUAUACAUGAACAGUAUCUAGCUAAAUUAUUGGGUAAUGAAGUAGAUGAAUCAGUAUGUACUAUAAGCCAAUGGAUAUUAAGUUAUUUGACUCCAGGGUUUUGUCCACCAAAAGAUUGUACAAGACCAUGGUUUACAGUACAUGAAGCAUUUGUUCUAUGGUUUCUAGCGCCGACCACAUUUCUAUUGGUAUUCAACUGUAUCGUUAUCAUUGUUGUUGGCAUUCAUGUUUGGUUUCUCAGUGAAAAUGAACUAAAUGUUUCACCUAAUGACAAGAAUCAAGCUGAAAAUUCUGAUUUUCAUAAGCAAAGUCGGAAAAUGUUGAGAAUAUGUUUCAAGUUAUCGAUAAUUCUAGGUGUCGUCUGGAUAUUUCAAAUAUUAGCCAGCCUACUGCCUUAUGUUCCGCUGAUUGGACGCGUAGCUAGUUUGGUUAGCAGUAGUCAAGGAGCUGCUCUUACAUUUGUUUCUCUUGGAAGUCGAAAAUCUAAACCAGCUGUAACAACUUGUGAUUGGACUAGCAUUUUUACAGUCAGUGGUGGUACUUCUUGUGGGAGUAGUCAACGUGGUAUUAACUGGAUCAAACCUAGAAUAUUUAAAAAUAGUUCAUCAGAAAAACCUGACAUAAAUUUACAGUCCACUAAUUGUGAAGAUUGCUAAAUUGCAAUUUGUUAUUGUGUCGUCCCUGGGUAAUGAAAGCCUAGAUGCGUGAAAAUUUCAUCAAACUUCAUUCACGUACUAACAAUUAUUCAGUAGCAUAAUUAAAUGCGGAGUCAUUUUACUCAGUGAUAUUCACAUUAAACUCAUUCACUUAAACGUGUCGUUUACGACCAUACUUCACCU